Molecule: messenger RNA, 2379 nt
Organism: Eruca vesicaria subsp. sativa (arugula)
Lineage: Eukaryota; Viridiplantae; Streptophyta; Magnoliopsida; Brassicales; Brassicaceae
Source: the annotation of a GenBank genome assembly
GUUUUCAUCGAUGAAUGAAUAAACAAAGCUUGAGAAAAAAAAAACCUGAAUCAGAUCAAUCCACAACGCAGAUCAUCGCAGAAAAAUAAAAGGACAUUGACAAUUGUCAGUGAUUCCAUUACAGAGGAGCUCUGUUUUCAAAUGGGGAGCUUGGGGACGUUUCUGAGAUACCCUGAUGAUAUAUAUCCACUCCUGAAAAUGAAACGAGCCAUCGAGAAAGCAGAGAAGCAGAUCCCUCCUGAGCCACACUGGGCUUUCUGCUAUUCUAUGCUUCAUAAAGUUUCUAGAAGCUUCUCUCUCGUUAUUCAGCAGCUUGGUACCGAGCUUCGUAACGCUGUGUGUGUUUUCUACUUGGUUCUUAGAGCUCUUGAUACUGUUGAGGAUGACACAAGCAUACCAACUGAUGAAAAGCUGCCCAUCUUGAUAGCAUUCCACCGGCAUAUAUAUGAUACUGACUGGCACUAUUCAUGUGGUACGAAGGAGUAUAAGGUUUUAAUGGACCAGUUUCACCAUGUUUCUGCAGCUUUUUUGGAACUUGAAAAAGGGUAUCAAGAGGCUAUUGAGGAAAUUACUAAAAGAAUGGGUGCAGGAAUGGCCAAGUUUAUCUGCCAGGAGGUAGAAACUGUUGAUGACUAUGAUGAGUACUGCCACUAUGUUGCUGGACUUGUGGGUUUAGGUUUGUCUAAACUCUUCCUAGCUUCCGGAUCAGAAGUUUUGACGCCAGAUUGGGAGCAUAUUUCCAAUUCGAUGGGUUUAUUUCUUCAGAAAACAAACAUUAUCAGAGAUUAUCUUGAGGACAUUAAUGAAAUACCAAAGUCCCGUAUGUUUUGGCCUCGCAAGAUUUGGGGCAAAUAUGCUGACAAGCUCGAGGACUUGAAAUACGAGAAGAACUCGACCAAUGCAGUGCAGUGCUUGAAUGAAAUGGUCACUAAUGCUUUGAUGCAUAUUGAAGAUUGCCUUAAAUACAUGUCUGCGUUGCGUGAUCCUUCUAUAUUUCGGUUUUGUGCUAUCCCUCAGAUUAUGGCGAUUGGAACACUUGCAUUAUGCUAUAACAAUGUGCAAGUAUUUAGAGGCGUUGUGAAAUUGAGGCGAGGUCUUACUGCUAAAGUGAUUGAUCGCACAAAGACAAUGGCUGAUGUCUAUGGUGCAUUCUAUGAUUUUUCUUGCAUGUUGAAAACAAAGGUUGACAAGAACGAUCCAAAUGCUAGUAAGACACUAAAACAACUAGAAGAUGUUCAGCAACUAUGCAGAGACAAUGGAGUUCUUCAUAAGAGAAAGUCUUAUGUUAAUGACAAAGGACAACCAAACAAUCUUUAUCAACUAGGCACUGAGCUACGUAACGCCGUGUGUGUGUUCUACUUGAUUCUCCGAGCUCUUGAUACUGUUGAGGAUGAUACAAGCAUACCUACUGAGAUCAAGGUUCCAAUUCUGAUAGCUUUCCAUCGUCACAUAUAUGAUCGUGACUGGCAUUUUGUAUGUGGUAAGGAAAGUUAUAAAGUUCUGAUGGACCAAUUUCACCAUGUUUCUGCAGCGUUUCUGGAACUUGGUAAAGGGUUAGUACAACUAAGUGCCAUAUGUUUUUAUAAAUUUUGUAUUCAAAUUAAUUUAUGUUGUUUUCCUUUUUUACCCAAAAGGUGUCAAGAAAUUAUUGAAGAUAUAACUAAAAGAAUGGGUGCAGGAAUGGCCAAAUUCAUUUCCAAGGAGGUAGAAACGGUUGAUGAUUAUGAUGAAUACUGUCAUUAUGUUGCUGGACUUGUGGGUUUUGGUAUGUCUAAACUCCUUCUCUCUUCAGAGUUAGAAACAGUGCCUCCAGACUUGGAGCAGCUUUCCAAUUCUACAGGUUUAUUUCUGCAGAAAACAAACAUCAUCAGAGAUUACCUUGAGGACAUUAAUGAAAUACCGAAACCACGCAUGUUUUGGCCUCGUGAGAUUUGGGGAAAAUAUGUUGACAAACUCGAGGACUUGAAAAACGAGGACAAAUCAACAAAGGCAGUGCAGUGUUUGAAUGAUAUGGUCACUAAUGCAUUGAUUCAUGUCGAAGAUUGCUUGAAAUCUAUGGCUGUAUUGCGUGAUCCUGAAAUACUACAGUCUUGUUCCAUCCCUAUGAUUAUGGCAAUUGGAACACUUGCAUUAUGCUAUAACAAUGUACAAGUAUUUAGAGGUGUCGUGAAACUGAGGCGAGGUCUCAUUGCUAAAAUAUUUGAUCGCACAAAGACAAUGGAUGAUGUCUGCGGUGCAUUCUAUGAUUUUUCUUGCAUGCUAGAAACAAAGGUUGACAAGAACGAUCCAAAUGCCAUGGAAACAUUAAACCGACUUGAAACCAUCAAGAAAGUCUGCAGAGAAUAUGGAGGAGACCUUCACCCAAGUUGGAAGUUCUAA